AUGCCAAUACGGGCCAGCAGCACACAAAAUGACGAAGGCCUUUCUCAGUCAGUGGAGAGUGCCUUGGAGGAUUUGGAACUCAAAUACACAUCUCCACCGACGGAUAUUGAACCGGGAAUUAUGUUUGUGAGUUUGCAAAACCCUUUAAUUGUGAUACUGGAGUGAUUUCAGUCGACUUUAAGGUAGAAAAUGGGAAUUUUUUAGUUAUUUUAACCAUUUACCAUAUAAAAAUCAUAAAAUUUGACUCAAAAUUUCCUUUUCAGCUGAGCUCCUCGCCUCCAAAAGGCGAAUGCGUCAAGAAACUUCGAACCGUCGUCCUCUCCCAUCACGACAUUUCCGAGCUGGGCGACAUGAAUAUGGUGGCUAGAAUGCUGAAAAAUGCCCGGGAUCUGGACCUAAGCCACAAUCAAAUCAAUGACUGGUCGGAAGUGGCGGCUCUCCUCAAAGUGCUGCCCAAGUUGAAAAGCCUGAGUCUGAGUUUCAAUCCGUUGAUGAGUCAGAUCGAUGAGAAAUUCAAGGAUCUUCAGCAUGACUUGGAAGUGUUGGAGUUGAAUGGAGUUAGCUUGGAUUCGAGUGCUUUGAGGUGAGAUCUGUCUUUAUUGAACCAAAACUUUUAUAUUUUUUUCAGCGUGAUCCUUCAAAUUUUCCCGAAGCUCCGAGUUCUCCAACUCUGCUCCGUAGCCAUAGAUCACCAUCUCAACACUCCCACUUCGUCCUCCACUACCUACCAAACAGAACAAGAGAACCAAUCCCACCCUCUGCGGGACCUCUCCUUACAUUCUUGCCAACUCGAUUCGUGGGAGAAGGCGUUGAAGUUCACGGGGAAGUUCGAAUAUCUCGAGUUCUUGGAUCUCGGCAAUAACAAGAUCUGUUAUAUCCGAGGAGAUCCGAGCACAAAUGAGCUGAAACGACUCAGGAUUUUGUGUCUCAAUGGCUGCCCGUUGAAUGGUUGGGAGAGUUUGGAAGCCUUGGCCGAAUUCCCCUCAUUGGAAGACUUGAGAGUGUCGGAAGUUCCUUUUUUGGACAAUUUGGAAUGCGAUUUGAAGCAUCAUCUAUUGAUCCCGAGGAUCCCGAACUUGAAAGUGAGGAAUAAUUUCGAUAAGAACUUCGGAAAACAUUUUACACUAGCUAUUAGCAACCAUUUUUGAUCUCUCUCUUAUACAAGUAAAGUUGAUUAUAUUUUUUAGGUCCUGAACGGCUCGGAGAUCACUCCCAGAUACCGGGAAGACUGUGAACGCGCCUUCAUCCGCUACUACCAGACCCACAAUGACAAGCCUCCGAUCUACCAACGUCUCGUCGACUUGCACGGCAAUCUUGAGCAGCUCGUUUUCGUCGAUUUCACUCCUCAAGAAACGGUCAAAACUCGGCUGAAGUGUCCGGAAGUCAAUCGAAGUUUCUGCAUUCGUCAUCGUCUCCACAUUACCGUCUCUCAAUUUCUAAAGGCGAUUUCCAAGGCCACGGAUAUUCCGUUGAAUCGACUGAGAGUUCUGCAUGUCACUCCUCAGUAUCCCACAAGAUCUCCGGAUGAAUUGAGACCGUCAAGUCAGUUCUUGCACACGCUGAGGAUUGAGGACAACGACGAGUUCCAUGUCUUUGUAAGUUGAGGAAUUCAUCUUGAAGGUCAGGAUAGAUAGUCUUUAAAUUUCCUUUGUAACAUACCUAGUAAUCCCUUCAAUUUUCAGACCAAGAUCGUACCUCCACGCCCGUCGCAAAGGACCUCCGAGUCCCGUCCCUAA
Messenger RNA from Bursaphelenchus xylophilus (pine wood nematode), 1736 nucleotides. NCBI's taxonomy places the organism in Eukaryota, Metazoa, Nematoda, Chromadorea, Rhabditida, Aphelenchoididae. The record is from the annotation of a GenBank genome assembly.